AAAGCAUACAAAUGUAAACUGAUCUUAUCCAAUAAAAACUUAAUAAAUCACUAAAACUUCGAAUAAACACCGCCAGCUUUUGUAUCAUAUAAAGAAUAUGGAUUCCUUGGAGCGCCUAUUGCGCGCAGCUCCUCUGCCGCGCACGCUGACAAGCGUGAAUGGUGCUGUCGCUAAGGGUCAACAACGCGCCUUGGUGCACGCCUCUUUGGCAGCAGCCACAGUCGGUCGUAAGGGACGUCAUUUAACUGGCACUUUUUGCCUUACCGGCGACACCAUGGAGGGUAUAAUACAGUGUUUGGUCUUCUUAAAAGCAUUUUCGCUCGUCGGUGGCGAAUUUGAUAUGGAACUAAAUUUUGUGAUACAAGAUGCACAAAACAUUAAACACAUGCUUGAACUGCUGGAUCAUUGCCCGCCAAAUUUACAGGCUGAGAUCUGGAGUGUGUUCAUUGCUAUUCUACGCAAAAGUGUGCGCAAUUUGCAGGCAUGCACGGACGUCGGCCUAAUCGAACACGUAUUGGUGCGACUGCAGCGCUCCGAAACGGUUGUGGCAGAUUUGCUCAUCGAAAUGUUGGGCGUACUGGCCAGUUACAGCAUCACAGUGAAAGAGCUCAAACUACUCUUUGGCACCAUGAAGGCGGUGAACGCCAAAUGGCCCCGCCACUCUGCCAAACUGCUGAAUGUUUUGCGUCAAAUGCCACACCGCAAUGGACCGGAUGUGUUUUUCAGUUUUCCAGGUCGCAAAGGAUCGGCUAUGGUGUUGCCGCCAUUAGCGAAAUGGCCAUACGAAAAUGGCUUUACAUUUACAACGUGGUUUCGUUUGGAUCCUAUUAAUUCGGUGAAUAUCGAGCGCGAGAAGCCCUACCUCUACUGUUUUAAAACAUCGAAAGGCGUCGGCUAUACAGCUCAUUUUGUUGGCAAUUGUCUGGUGCUUACAUCGAUGAAAGUCAAAGGCAAAGGUUUCCAGCAUUGUGUGAAAUAUGAAUUUCAACCGAGAAAGUGGUACAUGAUUGCCAUAGUGUACAUAUAUAAUCGUUGGACGAAAAGCGAAAUAAAGUGCCUCGUUAAUGGACAACUGGCGUCCAGUACCGAAAUGGCGUGGUUCGUUUCAACAAACGACCCAUUCGACAAAUGUUACAUUGGCGCAACGCCCGAACUGGAUGAGGAACGCGUCUUUUGCGGGCAAAUGUCGGCGAUAUACCUAUUCAGCGAAGCGUUGACAACGCAACAGAUAUGCGCGAUGCAUCGUCUGGGGCCGGGCUACAAGUCACAAUUUCGCUUCGACAACGAGUGCUAUUUGAACCUGCCGGACAAUCACAAACGGGUGAGUCAAAACAACAGCAACAGCAACACCUCCACGACGGUGCAGCUGGCCGAACAAGAAGCUCAGGCUAUCGACUGGGCCGAUGAGAAACUCGAUUUGAGUGCGGCUUUUGCGAAAAUACGUGCUGUGCUCUCAGCGCGAAAUGCUUCAGCCAAUGCGGUGCUCAAUGCCUUAGGUGGUGUUGUGGUGGUCGAUCAGACUGCCGGUGGCGCCAUUACGUCGGGCACCUCCAUGACGACACCGUCGGCGCACAUUCUCUAA
Messenger RNA from Rhagoletis pomonella (apple maggot), 1582 nucleotides. RefSeq names its product neurobeachin-like. The transcript has 10 exons. The coding region runs from base 98 to 1582 and encodes 494 amino acids. The record is from RefSeq and is a predicted model, not a curated record. Gene Ontology annotation, cellular component: membrane; cytosol. Gene Ontology annotation, molecular function: protein kinase binding. Gene Ontology annotation, biological process: intracellular protein localization. Lineage: Eukaryota; Metazoa; Arthropoda; Insecta; Diptera; Tephritidae.